AUGCCGGAAGUUCAACUUAACAACAGAAGUGACAGACGCGUAGCCCAAAGAUUUGACGCUAAAAGACAAAGUAAGCGAGAAAAACAAAUGAUGAUGGCGUCUCCAAAUGCAAGUAAGUACAAUGCAAAAAAAAGUCGCAAGAAAGCAUCCAGAAAAUCCAAAAUCGCUUCCACGACACCCAUCGCUUCGGUGAAGCCGAGUACUCCUACUCCUUCUGGUAAUACCAGUGCAACUGUAGAGAUGUCACUCGUUCAUCAACAGCCAGCAAAACAAUCAAGCGGCCAAGAACAUGACAGCAGCUUUGAGACUGAAACGGAUUUACCAGUACAAGAGCAAGCCGUAUUUGAGUUGGAAGAGGAGCAGAAACCAAAGAUACUUGAUGAAGAAGCAUUUGACGUAGAAGAAGAAACGCUUACUGAAGGAGAAGAACUUCUAGUCAAGGCUUUAACAGAUACAGUUGAAAACGAAGAGCUUGCCGACGAGUCAUCAUUCAUUGCAACUCCAAAAGAAGAGCGCGUUGUGGAGACUACCUCCAGCCUGGAGAACGAAAACGACAAUCACCCAGUUGACAAUAAGGCAGAUCAAAAGCAAGAUGACGGGCUCUCAGAUAAAAUUAUUACUGCGCAGCAAGAAGAACCCCGAUCAAAUGAAUCGGCUGUUACUGUUCAAAAAGCGUCUCAUGCUAGCAAGAACGACACCAUCCAAAACAAGCAAGUGAACAAGGAGUUGUCUCCUACACAUUCGUUUGUGUUUCCAGAGGCAGCUAUUACAAACAGCCCUGCUGUAUCCAUAGAACUCCCAACGGUAUCUCCCACAAAAAAGAAGAAUGCUAUUUUACGCCUUUUCAAAAGAUCAGCGGCUCAUAUCAUCGAGAAAAACAAGCGAGUGAAGAAGGAGUUACUUCAUACAAAGCAGCUUGUGUUUUCCAGAACAGAUAUUACAAACAGCUCUGUCGCAUCCAUCGAACCUACUAAGGAGUCUUCCACAAAAAAGACGAACAUUAUCUCGCGCCUUUACAAAAAAUCAGUGAAAGCGUGUGAUAUAUUCAUCAAUGACCAAAUCCAAUUAAUUGGUAAAGCCAAUCGUAUUGGUAUCAUUUCAAACAAAAAAAACCAACACCACGAAAUCCUUCAAGAAACUCUUUAA
Mucor mucedo is the source of this 1146-nucleotide messenger RNA. RefSeq lists its product as uncharacterized. The transcript has a single exon. The record is from RefSeq and is a predicted model, not a curated record. NCBI's taxonomy places the organism in Eukaryota, Fungi, Mucoromycota, Mucoromycetes, Mucorales, Mucoraceae. Bases 1 to 1146 code for a protein of 381 amino acids.